AUGAACGAUAAAAAAGAAAUUAAGAAGCCUGCAAUAAACACAUUUAAUCAAGGUAAUUAUAACAAUUCUUUACUAAUAAAGACAACCGAAAACCUGCAAACACCACUUGUAAAACAACCGGUUUUAAGUGUACCAAAGCAAACAAUUUCUUUAUCAUCAACAUUUCCUUCAUCAUCAUCAACUGCGUCCUCUUAUGUAUCACCAUACAAAAGGCCAUCAACGUCUACAACUUCUUUACAAAACAGUAAAUUGGUUCCUUUAACAAAAAUUAAUUCAGGAAUAAAUAUCUUAAAAGAGAUUCCAAAUACUUCUUCAAUGAUUUCAAAUUCAAAACUAAAGAAACUUGGUCCUGGCGUUUUGUAUAUUUUUCAUCAUGAUAUAUUUAAAGAUUCUAGUACAAAAUAUAGAGAAGGAAGUCAACAUGAUGUUCAAAUAUUGAAAAAAACCUUUACAAAAUUUAAUGUCAAAAAUUUUGUAUAUGAGAAUUAUACAGUUAGUAAUAUACAAAAAAUCAUGAAAAGAGUUUCAAAUCAAAAUUUCAAAAAGAAUUCUUGUAUUGUAUUUGCAAUACUAUCACAUGGUAAUCGUAUGGAUCAAAUAGCUGCAUAUGAUGGCAAUUAUUCUAUUAACGAUGACAUAUUAUUUCAAGUUAUAAAAAAUGAAGACUUAAGGGGAAAACCCAAAAUAUUAAUUGUUCAAGCAUGUAAAGGUUCAUUCGAUAUAAGGAAUUUUGACACAGAUGAAGCAGAUAGUAAUACUCAUGGAAAAGUUAAUCCCGGUGUGCCAGACGAAAUUUAUAAAUUUUAUAGUACAUGUGAAGGCUUUGUAUCUUUUCGUAAUUCAACUGGAUCAGUUUUUAUUCAACAAUUUUGUUCGGCUCUAGAAAACUAUGGAGAGAAAAAAAAUAUUAAGGAAAUCAUGGAAUUAACUAUACAGAAAGUAAAAGAUCAAACAGGAAACAAACAAAUACCGUCAAUGUGUGUUAACAACACAGUUCCUUAUAUCUUUGGAGAUUACAAAUAGUUUAAUUUAUAGUUUAAAAAAAUUAAGUAAUAAAAGACAUAAUUAAAAAUUGG
Messenger RNA from Condylostylus longicornis, 1076 nucleotides. RefSeq names its product caspase-3-like. The record is from RefSeq and is a predicted model, not a curated record. Gene Ontology annotation, molecular function: cysteine-type endopeptidase activity. Gene Ontology annotation, biological process: proteolysis. The transcript is spliced from 5 exons. NCBI's taxonomy places the organism in Eukaryota, Metazoa, Arthropoda, Insecta, Diptera, Dolichopodidae. Bases 1 to 1023 code for a protein of 340 amino acids.